UUCAACCCCGGCUGUCAGUGCUGUGUGAGUGCGUGUGUGCUCUGAGCUCGCUCAUCACACAUUCUAUAAAAAAAAAAUAAAAAUACAAAAAAAAUAUUCAAAACGUAAAAAAAAGAUACAAAAAAUCUUUCCUUUUUGUUUUUACCCCCCCACCGUUUUUUUUCUUUUUUUUGUAACAAAUCAGUGAAGAGGGAGUAAAGACCAGUCGAGGACUGACGGUAACGUACUCAAACGUGUCGUAUUCUUUUCUUCUUCUCUCGUUAGCUCGUUUAUCCUUCGGUUUUUAACGGCUGUUUUAACUCAAACUGAAGCUGCGUCGUUUUAAAUUAAAAAAAAAAAAAAAAAACAGUCGAACUGAGACAUUUUUGGGCUCCAGUAACUGACGAGUCAACGGCUGCACAGCGCGUUAACGGCGCCGCAUCCAAGCUCCCACCGACGACACCGACCGUUAGCAAACCGGGCAUUGGCAACUUUUAUUUUUUUUUUUAUUCUUCCUCUCUCCCCCAUUUUUUGUUGUUGUUGUUGUCUUUUCCGUUAACAAACUCAGGCGUAGUCCGUUUAUAUUAACCGCUAGUCCCCCGAGGAGGAUAGGAGUUAAAACAAACAAAAAAAAAGAAAAAUUGAGAGGAGAGGAAACGGAAGAUGAACCCCAGCGCUCCCAGUUACCCCAUGGCCUCCCUGUAUGUCGGGGACCUGCAUCCAGAUGUGACCGAGGCCAUGCUGUAUGAGAAAUUCAGCCCAGCCGGAGCCAUCCUCUCGAUCCGGGUCUGUAGGGACAUGAUGACCCGGCGUUCCCUCGGAUACGCCUAUGUCAACUUCCAACAGCCAGCGGACGCUGAGCGCGCACUGGACACCAUGAACUUCGACGUGAUCAAAGGGCGACCCGUACGCAUCAUGUGGUCGCAGCGUGAUCCGUCCCUGAGGAAAAGCGGCGUGGGAAACAUCUUCAUCAAGAAUCUUGACAAGUCUAUCGACAACAAGGCUCUUUAUGACACCUUCUCCGCUUUCGGGAACAUCCUGUCCUGCAAGGUGGUUUGUGACGAGAACGGCUCCAAAGGCUACGGCUUUGUGCAUUUCGAGACCCAGGAAGCUGCCGAGCGAGCCAUUGAGAAAAUGAACGGCAUGCUGCUCAAUGACAGAAAAGUGUUCGUUGGCCGCUUCAAGUCACGUAAGGAGCGCGAGGCUGAGCUGGGCGCCCGGGCCAAAGAGUUCACCAACGUGUACAUCAAAAACUUUGGCGACGACAUGGAUGAUGAGAAGCUGAGGGAGCUCUUCAGUAAAUACGGGAGUGCGCUGAGUACCCGGGUGAUGACGGAUGAGGGCGGGAAGUCCAGAGGCUUCGGCUUCGUCAGCUUUGAAAGACACGAAGACGCGCAGAAGGCGGUGGACGAAAUGAACGGAAAGGACCUGAACGGGAAGCCCAUCUACGUCGGCCGCGCUCAGAAGAAGGUGGAGCGGCAGACAGAGCUGAAGCGCAAAUUUGAGCAAAUGAAGCAAGACCGCAUGACUCGGUACCAGGGGGUCAACUUGUACGUGAAGAACCUUGAUGACGGGAUUGAUGAUGAACGCCUGCGGAAGGAGUUCUCCCCGUUUGGCACCAUAACCAGCGCCAAGGUCAUGAUGGAAGGCGGCCGCAGCAAAGGCUUCGGAUUCGUCUGCUUCUCCUCCCCAGAAGAGGCGACGAAAGCCGUGACGGAGAUGAACGGCCGCAUCGUGGCCACCAAGCCGCUGUACGUGGCGCUGGCUCAGAGGAAGGAGGAGCGCCAGGCCCACCUGACCAACCAGUACAUGCAGCGCAUGGCCAGCGUGCGAGCCGUGCCCAACCCCGUCAUCAACCCCUACCAGCCGGCCCCGCCCUCCGGCUACUUCAUGGCCGCCAUACCUCAGGCCCAGAACCGCGCCGCUUACUACCCGGCCGCCGGCCAGAUGGCCCAGCUCCGGCCGAGCCCGCGCUGGACCGCCCAGGGCGUCCGCCCCCAACACUUUCAGAACAUGACGGGCGCCAUGCGUGCGUCGGCGCCGCGCCCUCAGAGCUUCGGCGGCAUGCGGCCCGCGGCUCAGGUCCCCCGCAUGAUGUCCACCCAGCGCGUCGCCCCUCAGACCAUGGCUCCCCGGCCGCCCGCCGCGCCCACAGCUGCAACCGCCCCGGUGCGCGGAGUGACUCAGUACAAGUACGCGCCCGGAGUCCGAAACCCUCAACAGCACAUCACCUCCCAGCCACAAGUCGCCCUGCAGCAGCCCGCCGUCCAUGUUCAGGGACAGGAGCCUCUGACCGCCUCCAUGCUGGCUGCUGCUCCACCGCAGGAGCAGAAGCAGAUGCUGGGUGAGCGUCUGUUUCCACUGAUCCAGAACAUGCAUCCCAGCCUGGCGGGCAAGAUUACCGGCAUGCUGCUGGAGAUCGACAACUCGGAGCUGCUCCACAUGCUGGAGUCCCCCGAGUCGCUGCGCUCCAAGGUGGAUGAGGCCGUGGCUGUGCUGCAGGCGCACCAGGCCAAGGAGGCCGCUCAGAAGACUGUGACAAACCCGGCUACCGUCCCAAGUGUCUGAACCCAAGGAGAGGGCAACCCUGCUACGAGCUUCACAGACAGAAAAAAAAAAAGGCUUAAAAAAUGUAAAAAAUCAAAAAAUAAAGAAAACAAAGUAAAAAGACGUUAAAUACAAAGUUAAAAACAGAAAACGACGGAAACAAAAGUCUCCAGCCAGUCCUGUGACGAACACAAGGCCUGCGUUGCUGAGCUUGAAAAAAAAAAGAAUAAAAAAAUACCAGUUUGAGGCGUUUUAGAGGAGAAAUUUAUGAAAAAUAUAAGUGAAAGCGUUCCUUUCUGCCGUUUUAUCCGUUUUAAAUGUUAUGAAUGUUUGAGCUCCCGAGGCCUGCUGUUGUGAAAUUUUCCCUUUAUCUUUGCUUGCUUGAAUUAAAGUUCUAAACUAA
This is a messenger RNA of Fundulus heteroclitus (mummichog), 2929 nucleotides long. Its product is annotated as polyadenylate-binding protein 1A. The coding region runs from base 643 to 2547 and encodes 634 amino acids. The record is from RefSeq and is a predicted model, not a curated record. The transcript has 14 exons. Gene Ontology annotation, cellular component: ribonucleoprotein complex. Gene Ontology annotation, molecular function: RNA binding. Lineage: Eukaryota; Metazoa; Chordata; Actinopteri; Cyprinodontiformes; Fundulidae.